Molecule: messenger RNA, 582 nt
Organism: Jatropha curcas
Lineage: Eukaryota; Viridiplantae; Streptophyta; Magnoliopsida; Malpighiales; Euphorbiaceae
Product: agamous-like MADS-box protein AGL9 homolog
Molecular function (GO): protein dimerization activity; DNA binding
Source: RefSeq, a predicted model, not a curated record
AAGUUAUAAGAAAGAUAGAGAUUAGAGAAGAGAAGUUGUUUAGGGGAAAAAGAGAUGGGGAGAUCAAAAAUAAUACUUAAGAAAAUCGAAAAUCCAACUUACAGGCACAUUACUUUUGCCAAAAGAAAAAGUGGGAUUAUCAAGAAAGCUUACGAACUUUCUACUUUAUGUGAUAUUGAGAUUGCUCUUAUCGUCUUUUCUCCUGCUGGAAAACUCUUUCUUUAUGAAGGAAAGAAAAGGCUGGAGGAAAUCAUUCAACAUUAUUUUGAUCUUCCAGAUAACCGCCGUCAACGGCUGCAUAAUGAAGAGUUGAUUAAGCGGAUUGCUCAUCAAAUGAGUCUUGAGACAAGUAUCUUCCAUCACUUGGUCAUGGCUGGUCGCUGCCAUGUAACAUCUGGAUCUCAAAUGCAGGUGAUCCAAAAUGAAAUUCAAAUAUUCACUUCUGAAUUGGAAGAUGUUGAGAAACAAAUAAGCCAAUUUUUAAAGAGCCCAAGUAGCAUCGAAACAGUGACUGAGGCUGAACGCCAGGAAAACACAUUGAUUGAGACAUUGAAACAUGUCCAAAUCCGAAAGCAACUUUGA